Paramormyrops kingsleyae is the source of this 3831-nucleotide messenger RNA. RefSeq names its product protein phosphatase 1D. The record is from RefSeq and is a predicted model, not a curated record. Gene Ontology annotation, biological process: protein dephosphorylation. Gene Ontology annotation, molecular function: cation binding; protein serine/threonine phosphatase activity. NCBI's taxonomy places the organism in Eukaryota, Metazoa, Chordata, Actinopteri, Osteoglossiformes, Mormyridae.
GCCUACAAAGCGUCGAAAAUAAACAAAAGACCAAGAGGGGGAGAUUGGCUUGUGAGCCGCUAAAAACUUAGCAAAAUAAAGUACAAACAUAUCUUGUGCGUCUGCUGCGUCUCAUUAAUUAUUGGCAGAAAUCCCGUUAAUCAUGGAAAACGUAUUCUCGGUGCGCGUGAGUGUCUUUUCCGACCAGGGAGGAAGGAAAUAUAUGGAGGAUGUAACCGAGGUUAUAGUGGAGCCGGAGCCGGGUGAAGAUGAGCUUGAUUCGGCCGAGCAUGGCGAGGCGAAGCUGAACACUUGUGCAUCUGUCGAGUGCACGCCGGUAAACGUAAGAGAGCCGAGCUCUUCGAUCGGCACGUUUAACGAACCUCUGACCGGAUCUGCACCCACCAUUGAUGCAUGGACGCAAAGCAAGCAGGAUGAUACUGAAAGUUGUUCAGUUCCAGCAGCAACGGAACGGAACGGGGCGCCGGCUGGCGAUGCUCGCCCCCGCCGGUCGGUGGCUUUUUUCGCUGUGUUUGACGGCCACGGGGGACGGGAGGCAGCUCAGUUUGCACGGGAUCAUCUCUGGGAUUUUAUAAAGAAACAGCGGGGAUUUUGGUCGAAGGAUGACGAGGAAGUGUGCGCGGCGAUCCGCAAGGGUUUCAUCGCUUGCCACCAUGCCAUGUGGAAGAAGCUACCGGAAUGGCCAAAGACCCUCACAGGGCUGCCCAGCACCUCGGGCACCACGGCCAGCGUGGUGGUCAUCCGGGGCGACCGCAUGUACGUGGCCCACGUGGGCGACUCGGGCGUGGUGCUGGGGCUGCGCGAUCACCCCUCCGACCAAUUUGUCCGUGCCGUGGAGGUGACGCAGGACCACAAGCCGGAGCUGCCCAAGGAGAGGGAGCGAAUUGAGGGUCUGGGAGGCAGCGUGAUAAAGAAGUCUGGGGUGAAUCGUGUGGUGUGGAAAAGACCCAGGUUGAGUCACAACGGUCCAGUCCGGAGGAGCACGGUCAUCGAUCAGAUCCCUUUCCUUGCUGUGGCCAGAGCUCUGGGUGACCUGUGGAGCUACGACUUCUACAGUGGGGAGUUUGUAGUGUCACCGGAGCCUGACACCAGCGUGCUGACGCUGGACCCCCUGCGGCACCGAUACAUCAUCCUGGGGAGCGAUGGGCUAUGGAACAUGGUGCCGCCCCAGGACGCCGUGUCCAUGUGUCAGGACAAUGAUGAGGCCAUGGCACAGUGUGGGGUGUCAAGUGCUCAGCAGCUAGUGAGCCACGCCCUCCUGCGAUGGCGGCAGCGCAUGCUCCGCGCCGACAACACCAGCGCCAUUGUCAUCUCCCUGCAGGAGCCCGGGGGACCUCAGGGGCCGUUGCACCACGAGGAGGUCCUUCUCAACCUGGCAGAUGGCCCUCACUGCGCCCCCAUGUCUGGAUCGCGAUCCAACACCCCCCUCAUCAAGAUGCUGGACGUGGACGCCCCGUCGCCCGUGUGCGAGCUGCUCCCGGCCCUGGAACGCCGUAACGGCUUCUCCAGUUCGAAUCUGGCGGCCCUCGCUGACCCCCUGUCGGUGCGCCUGGCGGAGACGGUGCCGAGCAUCGCCACCGUCGGACGCGCCUCUCCCGGGUGGAAGCGGACCGCAGAGGAGGCGGCCAGCCCUGGCGGGAAGAGACCCCGCCGCAGCCUGGGCCGCUCUCCGCACUGCCCGCCGUCGCCGGCCACGCCGCGCCGUAGGGACCCGCAGCGGCCGUCGGUGAGGCGCGGCAAGGGGCAGAAGCAGUCGCCCAAUGUGCCAGCUCUGCUGCAGCAGCACCGCAAGGCUGCUGUGUGUGUGUGCUGAUCCCGCCCCCUGGCUCUUGGACACGCCCCCUGGUGAAAUGCUGUCCACUCAACUGCUCCCCACAACCCACCUCUGUCACUACUGAUCGCUGAGCCCCAGGACCUUUCCAUCAACACCUCCUUGCCGUACAUCAGGCGGGCUCACGUGUACAAUUUUUACAUCAUCUAUACAUGAACGGAUUCAUCCAGAUUCAUGCGUCCAUUUUUUUUUCUUUUUCUUUUCAUACAAAAAGUCCAGCUUUGUUCCUGUUGCUCGUUACCUGUAAAGGUGGAAAUUUAGUAUGGCUGGUGUAUCUUUUUGUCGUUGAUUUUUAUUAUUUUUUUCCCACUUCCCAAAGCACCGCACGUGGUCCAUUCACUCACUUGUAUAUAUUGUCAAGAUUAUAAUGGAUUUAUUCCAAGGUAACGGAGGUCUGUGUUAAGUAAAGCAAUAUAUUUUUAUACAUUGUCUUAUUUUCAAGUUUGAAAGGAUACAACACAGUCAGAUUUAGGGUAGCAUAGUGUCACACAGUGUCCUGAUGAUGUUAUUCACUAUGUUCUCAAUUACACCCUAAUUUGGGAUAAUUUAUGCAUUGUUGUUUUGAUGUGCAUGUCUAUGUAUAUUUUUUUUUAAUUUUUUAAAUUGUUCCUUUUUCCAUUAAGUGAGGAACUUUUAUCCAACAUUGAAGGUGCUGCUAUAGUUUAAUGGUGAGAAAUAUAAUAUUAUAUAUAAAAUAAUGUUUAAGGUUCAUGAAGUGUUGAUGUUGAGGGCAUGAUUCCUGACAUUAGCUGUUUGGGAACCACCUCUGUUUUGUUUUGACAUUUGUCGUAAAGUUGUGGUCUCAGAACUGUUGCAAGAAGGUUUCCUAGCAACGUUCAGACUUCUGAGUCAAUGGUUACGAGAAGGAAGCUGGAUGGACACUUGACCCCAUCACAAUAGCCUCCACCCAGAAGGACCCAUUCAAUGUGGGCCAGCUUAGAUGUAAUAAGCCAAGGAGGCCCCAGGUGGAGAUGCUUGGAAUGGUGGGGGUGGGGGGGGGGGCUGGAGGUCUUACAGCAGGACAGCCGGACCCCUCAGAUCCUCCACAUCGGGGCCUAAAUCGCAAGUCUUCCUGAGCUUCCUUUCCGGGGGAGCAGCUUUUUAUCGUCCAAGCACUCGUCAGAGACCGGGAGGCGACGGGAGAGGAUUCCGAUGCUCUCAUGUGACUUUUGUCCGUGGAGGGGGAGAAAAAGAAGACCAUCGAAGUUCUUAGCUAACCUUCUCAAUUUGAAGAAGCAGUCUUAUUUAAAACUUUCCUCUAGGUGGAUAGAAACUGGUGCUGAAGACGACAUCUAAGAUGAGAGAACAAAAUGAAACUUGUACUUUAAGGUUACGACACAUAACACUCCUGCUGUAUUCAGUGAAGGAGGGAGACCCUGUUCACUUUACACCGGCAUGGCUGCUUGGCUUAGCUAUGACUCCCCACUGUCAAACGGCACUGUACACAGGUAUAAACCCUGACUGGAUAUUUCUGUCUUUUUUUGGGAGGCGGGGGAAUGAUGGAAAUUUAAUCCUGCACACAGUCCCACGCUGUGUGGUGUGUGUAACCAUCUUCGGACCAUUUGUUGCUUUUGGAUUACACAGUUGUUCCCUGGUCUCGUUACUCUUGUCAACACUGCGUCAGAAAGAGUUUCCAGUUAUAGGCCAAAGUGCAAUUUUCGGCAUAAUUUUUUCAUGUUUUUUCACUUUUGACUUCUGGUGAUAAAUGUGGGACAUGUUAAGAAGCAUUGUGGGAUUCAUACUUCAGGGAUUCAGCAUGUAUGCUUUUUUUUGUUUUUAAUAGACUUUAUUGUCAGUUAAGUCUGAGUUGUAGGUCCACUUGGGAAUUAAUUUCCUGUCAGAUGUCCAGUGAUCUGUGACACCCCAGUCUGGUUUGCACAGCGUUAACUGUGCAUGUUAAACGUCAGUGCACGUGUACAGUCUCAUUGUGAAAUUUUAUCACUCAUUUUGAAUGUGUGGGAUAUCAGUAUAUUGAAUAAACAAAAUGUUUUUUGGUCUUA